AUGUCCUCUUGGGGCUCUGCUUAUCCUCCUCCUCCUCCUCCUGCUCUUCACCGCUCCCGCUCCCGCUCGCCCCACCGGGCCAGCUACCCUCCACGUCCCUCGGAGCCCAACUUUCAGGAGCCGCCUCGUAAUGAUUGGGAAGCAUACGACAGGGAAAGGGCGUGGGCGAACUACGAGAGGGACAGAGCCGCGUAUGACCACUCCAGACGCGGCAGGAGCCGUAGCCCUCCUCCUGGAGAAGAUGUUGGUCGCAAGCGCCGUCGUUCAUUGUCUCCCUGGGAGCGGGAUCGGUACGAGCCGAGGCCCAGGUAUAACGACGACUACGACACGCAUUCUCGUGGGUACGGGUACGACCGCACUCCCUAUCCACCACCACCGUACGCGUCGGGGCGUCGGGGUCCUCCUGACCCGCAUACAUUCGACUACCCGGGGUCGCUGAGGCAGUAUGCGGAAUGGUUCCGGUACUACUACCCUCAACAAGCGAUGGAGGAGGACAACGCGGACAAACUAGCGGAACAAGAAGCUGGUGGCGGCGUCAAACCUCGCAACGGCAUCAAGACUCGGUGGGAGAAGUACAAAAAGGAGUUCGCUGCUCAGCAGCUCCAGCGCAUGUUCGACCAUCACCGGAAGUCGCCAUGGUUCGCGGAGAAGUACGACCCGGCACCUGAGUUCCAGGCGAUGCGCAUGCGGGUGAAGAAGCAAGGGUGGAAGGGGCGGAUGGACACGUUCCUCUUGGACCUCGAGUCUGGUCGGUUCGAUCCCGACUUCAGCGAGCCUGUAGCAGACACGUCGAGGGAGAAUGGCAAUGGCGACGUCUCCGCAGCGAACGGCGCUGCUGACGGCGCCACUGCCGACGAGAAGCCUGCUGCGCAGGCUGCGGGGAACGACGACGACAUGCAGUUCAACGUCGACGUCGAGGAGGACGCACCCGGGGAAGACUCCUCGCGGAACACAUCGAAGAACAAGAGCAACAACACCCGUGGAGAGGAGCUGGCCGUCCCGCCUGAAGGCAACCAGGUCAUGAUUCGUACCAUUCCCCCUGACAUUGGUCGCGCGAAGCUGGAAGAUACGAUCAGCAAAAUCCCGGGUUUUAUCCAUUUAGCCCUUGGUGACCCAAUGCAGAAACGUAGCUACUACCGCGCGGGAUGGCUCAAGUUUAACGACGACGCGGAUAUGACGAUAGUCCUCAGCCAAUUGUCUGAGAAGAAGAUCGAAGGCUUCAAGCUCCAUGUCUCACACAUCACUAAGCCCUUCGUCACCCGUAUCCGUGCCGCGCCUGAAGCUGCCAGCUUUCCUGAACGGCUCUCCAAGGACCUCGAGAAUGCCAAGCGACUCGCUGUCUUGCAAGAGGAGGAGUACAAAAUGCUCUUGAAGUUCAAGCCCGAACCGGCAAGCGUCAACGGUGACCACGAUACCGCCAUGGGAGAGCUGAACACCACCGAUGGCGAAGCUGAGCCCGCGGAGAUGGGUAGUGAAGCGGUCGAGAGGCGCAUCGAGAAGGUCAUGGCGGACCUGCAAGAGCAGGGGGCCGUUGACACCAGUGACGAGAGGGCUUUGGAAGCUAAGCGGACGGUGAUAGCUUUGGAUCUGUAUCUGGCGUACCUUCGAGCAGCGUUCAACACGUGCUACUACUGCGCAGUAGUGACAGACCAUGUGGAGGAAUUGCAGCGGAAGUGUAUUAAGCACGUAAGAAAGCCUUUGUCGAAGUCGAUGCUCCAAGAGCUCCAGGCUGCUGAGGUCCAGAAGGCUGACCAAGACCAGCCUUCUGCUGAGGACGGAGAUGUACCAAAGGAUAAGGAUACCAGUGUUAAGGACAAGGGGAGUGAGAACAGGGACUGGAAGCGAGCGGAUGAGCGCUGGAUUGAGUGGCUGGAUUCGAAGAUUGCUCUGCUGAUUGACCCGGCCGGGGUCGAUCCACGCGACUAUGGCGGCAAAAGCCCUGAAGAAGAGCUCGCUCGCGCUUGCGAACAAUUCAUCAAGCAGGAAGAUGAGGGCAAGUUCCGCUGUAAGACUUGCCAAAAGCUCUUCAAAGCUACGUCUUUCGUCGAGAAGCACAUCUUGAACAAACACUCGGAGCUCGUCAAAGGCCUCGAGGAUAUCCCCUACUUCAACAACUUCGCACUCGACCCUCACCGCAUUCAACCGUUCAGCCACCCUCCACAGGUGGUCGGCUCCAGCCAACCCCCUCCCCCUCAAGCAUACGGGCUCGCUGCAUCAGCGUACCCCGUGGAGCACCAGCGUCCACCUCCCUACAACCCUUACGGCGGCGGGUAUCCCCCUUAUCCCCCUCCUCCCGGGCCGGCCUAUUUCGAUCCCUACGCAUAUCCUUACGCAGGAGCUGGCGGGCCUAUGCCUCUGCCACCCCGUCGAGACGAGAGCGUGGUAGGCCGUCGAUUGAGCGAUCGGAUCAGUGGCGUCGCGCCUGGUUUCGAUCAGUCGACGGACCUGCUGCCUGUGCCCGCGGCCUCUGCGGGGCUGCCUGCGAAGCCUGCAGUAUCGGAACCAGGACAAGGGGCGCAGCGCGGACGAGGUCGGGGAGGUGCUGGCGGACCGCCGCCUCCACCGCCGCUGAAUGCGAAGGAGGACCCUCGGGCCCAGGCGGGCCGGAAGGUGAGCUACGUGGAUGUGGACCAGGUCGCGGAGGGGGAUGUCGAGUUGACGUACUAG
Molecule: messenger RNA, 2667 nt
Organism: Epithele typhae
Lineage: Eukaryota; Fungi; Basidiomycota; Agaricomycetes; Polyporales; Epitheliaceae
Exons: 10
Coding region: 1-2667 (888 amino acids)
Biological process (GO): primary miRNA processing; mRNA processing
Cellular component (GO): nuclear body
Source: RefSeq, a predicted model, not a curated record